UGUUUGAAAAUGGCUGCCUCUCAAAGUGAGGAUCCCAUUGGUGGCUCAAUAAUAGAAGGCCUUGUGGUACAAGAUCAUGGUGAUCAACAAUUUGAAUUUGAACUAAAAAUUGACAACUCAGCAGAUUUUGACAUUGAAAGUCAACCUGAUAAAUCAUUACCUAUAAACUCGGAAGAAAAUGAAUCUAUAUUGUCUGAGGGAGAAAAUAAACUAUUAAGUUCUAUGGCAGAAAUUGGAGUGGAUGUUUCCUCUAAUAAUGGAAGUUCACACUCAUCGCACGGGAACUGCAUUACAGAUGAAAACCUGGCAAAUGAGGAUGGCAUUGAACUGCAGUUAACCUCAGACCUAGAUCUCAUAAAAAUUGACGCACAGGAAACUCCACUUGAGCAAGAAUUCUCUAACUUGGACAUAGUACCUCAAGAUAAUGAUAUAAGUAAUGUUGUGUCUAGACCGGAUGUUGUACCUAAUGAUGAAGCAGUUCAUUUGUUGUCAGAAAACACAACAUGUGAGCCUGUUUCAACCAAAGAAACACAUAUUCCAAAGUUAGAGCUUGACAAACUUGAUGUUAUACGAGAAAACGAAAUGAUUUCUGUUGAUAGUAUUGAAAUAAACGAAAAACAGCCAGACGAGACAGAAAACAUUUCUUUAGUCGACUUAAUGAAAAAGCAGGAUGAGGAUGAUUCAUCUGGAUCAGAAUUUGAUUUUGAUUUACCUCCUGCGACCAAACAAUCAGCCGAUGUGAAAGAAAAAUCUUUGUCACCCGAUAAAAAAUCCAAAGCUCCGGCACCUCCUCCGCCAGCUGUAUCACUUCCUCCUGCCUUACCUCCUACCACAGAACAGACACUGCCUGUCACAGCCAAAAGGACUGACCAACCGGUCAGUAAUCUCCCAUCAGAUCCAGGUCAGGAAUCCAAAGUCCAGACCGAGACUGGUGAAGGCAACAAGGAACGCUUUACUUCUGGCAGUUUCCCGGUCAGUUUUAAGCAGGCCUCACUGACCUCCAAUAUAUCACUGGUAACGAAAGUUCCAGAGGAUGAAAAUGUUUCUGUGGUAUCUGGUGAGAACCAUCAGAAGGAAGAGGAGCAUAAUGAAACAGAUCCUGCACAUCAGAAAGGUCUAUUGGCCCGUUCUCACGCUCAGAAUGAAUGGGACAAUGUUCAAACCAUUGAAGCAGGUUUCACAGAUCCCAAUCUCACUAAAGGACCUGGAGGGGCUAAGAUGACCCCACUCAUGCCUUAUAUGGAGUUGGAGGAAACCCUUAGGCCAAUGGAUUACUCCAAUGCUAUGGCAAAUAUCCGCCAGAGUGUCAACAGACGUGGGUUUUCAGCACUGAAACACAUUCUAUUUGGACCUCCAAAAUUACAUAGAAAUCUGCUUAAAGAAAAGGAAUUUGUUUUUUGCAUAGCUGCAACAUCAUUGGACAACAAUACCAUUGUACACACCCGUGCCCUUCAGACCAUCUAUAGGUGUCUCACUGGCUCGCGGUUUGACUGUGGUAGGUUUGGAUCCCACUGGGAGGAAAUAGGAUUUCAAGGUAACGACCCAUCAACUGACCUGAGAGGGACGGGUAUUCUAGGAUUACUGAAUCUUGUACAUUUAUUAAGAAAUCCUAAACGACAAUCUUUAGCACAGGACAUUUAUAAACUCUCUCUCCAUCCUACCCAAAAUUUCCCUUUUUGUGUGAUGGGAAUCAACAUGUCGAGGAUAGUGAUACAGGCACUUAGAGAAGACUGUCUUAACAGGGAAUGUAAUAAAAGGGAGGAUGUGUUAGGAGUGGUGAAUGACUUCUAUGCUGCCCUGUACCUGGAUUUGUACCAGACCUGGAAAUCUAAGGGAAAGACCAUCACAGACUCAGGAAAUGUUAUCAAAGCUCUCGAGUCAAAUGCUAAGAAAAAUCCUCAGCGUUUGAUCAAGAAUAUGGAGGAAUACAUUGAACGCAAAAAAAGCUCCGUAAAUCUGGACAAUAUGGACGUCGGUGGGGAAAACUUUCUCAGUGUUUGUGACACAGAGGCAGGACAGUACUGAUAACAGUUUCGACCAGAAAUCACACAUUCCACGGGAAAAAAAUUCUUUCAAUGGACUAUAAAAUAUUUGAAGAUCAAUUUGUUACGUAGCAAGCACAUCAAACUGGAAUUAAAUAACAAUAUAUAAAAUAUAUUUCAAAGUCCAGAAAAGAGAGUUUUGAAGGAAAUUAGAUCUGUUACACAUUAUGAGGAAGAUGAGGCAGAACGUUUGUCUCUGUAUGAUGACUUGAAUCAUGGGUAAGGAGCCACGUAUAAUGAUGGACCUAUGAUAUGUAAAGUAAUUGUAUGUACAUCGCAUAAUAUGAACAUUGUUAUCAAAACGGCUAAUGAAUAUUGUACUAUUGAAUAUUAUCAUAUUGAAAGCUUCUAUGUUUUUGUAAUACACAUGUAUAUGAAUAAUGACAAAAUUACAAAAAUUUAUUGAAAGAAAUAUACCCUAAGGAUGAUAUUAUGAGAAUCAAUACUGUUGUUCAUGAUUGUAAUUAAAACCAGGAAACUACCAACUGAUUGUAGGGAAAUCUCUGAUGCUGUGAAAAUAUGUCAUGCAGGCAUGCACAAACUGGAUUGUUUUGAAAAAUGGUGGACUGAAGAAGCCUAAUGUCGACCAGUAUCAGAUUUUAUAUGCUAAUUACCAAAUUCAUUAAUGUAUGAGUACAUAGUUAUAUCUCUCCUUCGAAUCAAGUGCUACAUUUUGUAUUUAGUAGUACUGGACACAGGGUCAAAGGUCAAAUUAGUACAAAUUUUACAAAAUUUCUUGUCCAGGCAAUUCCUUCUUAACCAUUGAAGAUAUGAUAAUGAAACUUGCAGCAUAGUUUCAAAUGCUAAAGACAAUAUGCAUUGCAUUGCUGUUAGAUCAGCGUGACCUUGACCCUCAACAUCAAAGGUCGAAUAAGGGUAUAUGUUCCAAUAAUUUCUUGUCUGUACCAUAACUACUAAAUUGUUGAAGAUAUUUUUAUGAAACUUAGAGCAUACACGAAUCAAUGAAACCUGAUUUAAGUGCAAUGCAGUAACUUCACUGUGACCUUGACCUCAAGGUCAAACAAAUGCAAAUUUCUCACCAAUUUCUUGUCCUGGUUAAACUUUUCUUGCUUUUGAAGAUAUGUUGAUGAAACUUGUAGCAUACUAGCAUCCUCUAAAGAGGAUGUCUAUUGCACUACUGUGGGUCACUAUAACAUUGACCUCGAGAUCAAAGGUCAAAUAAGUGCGAAUUUUCCAAUAAUUCUUGUCCCUGCGUUAACUUUUUAACCUUUAAUAACAUCUCAAUGAAAAUUGAAAAUUGCUGUAUACCUUAAUAACUCACUGACAAAGGGCAUUACACUGUCAUAGGAUCACUAUGACCUUGACCUCAAGGUCAAGUAAGUGCAUAUCUUGAUAAAACUUGCAGUAUAUGUACAGUGUACUUACUACUUGCUUAAAGUUAAUAUGAUCCUUAAAGAUAAAAGUUUUUGGGUUGUAUGUUUUGUUUUGUGGGUGGAUUAGGGAAAUUACAGUACAAUAUUUCCCCAAAACAACCAAGUGAUUUUUGAAGAGGGGUGCUUAUUAUGGUAAAUUUGUUAAUAUUUUUAUACAUUUAGUUAUGAUAACAGUUUAUUUCAAAUUCAAAUCCUCAUAUUUAAUUUAUUUAGAAUCGAAACUGAACUACAAUACUUAUCAGAGGAAAUGCUGAUCAAUCUAUUUUUUUUUUGUAUCUUCUUACUUGACGCUCACAAUCUAGAUUUACAGGAAAUGCAAUAACAGAAACUUAAUACAAAAAGGUUAAUGGAUGUACUAUGGUACUUUUAACUCUAAAAUCUGUUAUCUUUUUCCUGGGUUUCUUAUUUAAGGUAUUUAGUUCCCCUACUCAAAGGGAAAGUGAGUUAUGGUGUCUGUCAUCUGGCUGGCCAGUAUCAACUUUUCAUUGUAACAAUUUAUUUUUUCUUAAUAACAAAGAAGUGCCCAGAGACCUGAUAUUGGGACUGUAUCAUUCUGGGUUGAAGGGCUACCAAGUUUGUUCAAAUAAA
Molecule: messenger RNA, 4024 nt
Organism: Pecten maximus
Lineage: Eukaryota; Metazoa; Mollusca; Bivalvia; Pectinida; Pectinidae
Exons: 12
Coding region: 10-2025 (671 amino acids)
Source: RefSeq, a predicted model, not a curated record